UGUUUUUGAACUGCUAGGUUGGCAGAAGCUGGGGCUAACAGUGAGAACUCAUCCCACUUCCCGGAUUCGAACCACCAACCUUUUGGUCAGCAAGUUCAGCAGUUUAACACACUGCGCCACCUACUCACAUUUGCAUGUUUUUGAACUACUGUAGAGUCUCACUUAUCCAACACUCGCUUAUCCAAUGUUCUGGAUUAUCCAACACAUUUUUGUAGUCAAUGUUUUCAGUACAUCGUGAUAUUUUGGUGCAAAAUUCAUAAAUACAGUAAUUGCUACAUAGCAUUACUGAGUAUUGAACUACUUUUUCUGACAAAUUUGUUGUUGAACAUGAUGUUUUGGUGCUUAAUUCGUAAAAUCAUAACCUAAUUUGAUGUUUUUAUCAACAUAAUAUGAUUAUGAUCCAACAUAAACAGGCCAGCAGAACUUUGGAUAAGUGAAUAUGUUGGAUAAUAAGAAGGGAUUCAGGAAAAGCCGAUUAAACAUCAAAUUAGGCCAUCAUUAUACAAAUUAAGCACCAAAACAUCAUGUUAUAAAACAAUCAGGGCCAGCUAACACCUCUCAACAAAGUAUUCCCAUCACCAAAGUCUGGCAAAUCCUGUUUUCUGAGGGGCACAGACAGUAGAAGCACAUAAAAUAUCGCAAAAAACACCACUCUGAAAACAAGGGAAUUCCAGACAGGAAACAAUCAGGGCCAGCUAACACCUCCCAACAAAAAAUUCACCCAGGGAGGAAACAGCCAGACUUUAAAGCUGCAAGGCCAUUACAUGCUAAUCAUUUUCCCUUACUGCAGCAUUCAUACUUGCCUUCAACAGACAAAAAAAAAAUUCAGAAAUAUUGUAUAUUCACAACCUUUAGGAAAUAAUAUCCCGAUUGCGCAGCAUGUUAAAGCGCUGAGCUGCUGAACUUCUGGACCGAAAGGCCAAAGGUUGGAAUUGGGGGAGUGGAGAGAGCCCCUACUGUUAGCCCCAGCUUCUGCCAACCCAGAAGUUCGAAAACAUGCAAAUGAGAGUAGAUGAAUAGCUACUGCUCCGGCGGGAAGGUAAUGGCGCUCCAUGCAGCCAUGCCGGCCACAUGACCUUGGAGGAGUCUACAGACAACGCCAGCUCUUCGGCUUAGAAAUGGAGAUGAGCACCAACCCCCAGAGUCAGACACGACUGGACUUAAUGUCAGGAGAAAACCUUUACCCUUUACCUUAACUACCACCAAUUCCUCAAUACUUUAUUUCCCAUACCACCAUACUUCGCCACAGCAACGCGUGGCCGGGCACAGCUAGUAUGCCAUAUAAAUGUAUUCCUGCUGUCAAUAAGGAACAUGCCAGCUUUUGCCAGGAAAUGUUGGAAACCGCUUAUCUCAGGAGCGUUUCUGUUUGCUUAACCACAGAUCCCAUCUCUUUGUGUGUAUGUAUGUUUGUUCUUUCUUUGGAAGAAGGAGAGCCUGCCCAGCUAAAAAGUAUUCUCGCCUUCCGCUUCCUGCGAUCGACUGAGAUCUUUCUAUUUCCAGUAUGUUUAGGAGGAUGAUCCUUAGCCUCGUUUUCUUCCUGGGCAUCGUUCCUUCCAUGGCACGGGAAUCACGCGGCCACAUCUCUGUGGUGCUUUUAGGUGCCACCGGAGACCUAGCCAAGAAGUAUUUAUGGCAGGGCCUCUUUCAGCUUUACCUGGAUGAGGUGAGCAACGGGCACACCUUCACCUUCCACGGGGCAGCCACAGCCGAUCUUGAAAAGGGACGGAGGCUCAUGUACGGACACCUGAAGAACCUGGCAUGCCCUCUGGAUGUCCCUCCCGACCGCUGCGCCAUGCUCAAGGACCAGUUCCUCCGCCUGACGGAAUACCGCCAGCUCAAGACAGAGGAGGACUACGCGUCCCUCAACCGGGAGAUCCGAACCGUGCUCGAUCAGGAGGACCUGGAGGAAGUGGGGCGCAUCUUCUACUUCUCAGUGCCGCCGUUUGCCUAUGGGGAGAUCGCCCGCCAUAUCAACAGUAGCUGUCGCCCGCCCACCGGGGCCUGGCUUCGGGUUGUCCUGGAGAAACCUUUUGGGCAGGACCUCCAAUCCGCCCAGCAGCUGGCUGAGGAGUUGAAGACCUUCUUCAAAGAGGAGGAGGUGUACAGGGUGGACCACUACCUUGGCAAGCAGACCGUGGCCCAUAUCUUACCAUUCCGAGACCAGAACCGAAAACAUUUGGACCCAAUCUGGAACAGGCACCACGUGGAAAGAGUGGAGAUCGUCUUGAAGGAAACCGUGGAUGUGAAAAACCGCACCAGCUUCUAUGAAGAAUAUGGUGUGAUUCGUGACGUUCUCCAGAACCACCUGACCGAGGUCUUGAUGCUUCUCACGAUGGAGUUGCCAGCAAAUGUGAGCAAUUCCGAGGACGUCCUCCGGCACAAGCUUCAGACUUUUGCAUCCUUGCAAGGCCUGGAGAGGAGCAGCAUUGUACUCGGUCAAUAUGAAGCAUACAAUAGCCAUGUAAGGGAGGAGCUUCAAAAGGGGCAGGACUAUUUCAGCAGGACACCCACCUUUGCAGGUGUGCUGGUUCACCUGGACAACCUCCGCUGGGAAGGUGUACCUUUCAUCCUCACCUCCGGCAAAGUCUUAGACGAACGGGUUGGCUACGUCCGAGUCCUGUUCAAAAACCGUGCCUAUUGCACCCAACACGAAACUACCUGGGAUGCCAAAGAAAGUCAGUGCAAACCGAAGCAGCUCAUCUUCUACAUUGGACACGGAGAAUUGAAUUCCCCUGCCAUUCUUGUGAGUCGCAACCUUUUCAAACCCACGAUGCCACAAGGAACUUGGAAGGAACUCCUCAAUCGCCCACAGCUUCGUCUUUUUGGACACUCCAUAUCCGAUUACUACGCCUACGUUCCUGUAGCGGACUUAGACGCCUAUGCAGUCCUGAUCUCUCAUAUUUAUCAUGGGAAGAAGGACUCCUUUGUUACAACUGAGAAUCUGCUGGCCGCUUGGGGGUUCUGGAAUCGGUUGCUGACCAACUGGGUGAACAAAGUCCCCCGUGUGUAUCCCGGUGGCCAGGAAAACGGGCACCUCUUGGAUUUCGAGAUCAUCGGCGGAGAAGUGUCCUUUGUGAUGAAGGAGACCCUCGAGUUGAUGGAUGCCAAGAAUGGGCAAACGCCAGACCAAUACAAGACCCUCCAGUCCCGAUUUCGGCAGAACCGGCUGAUCACAGCCUGGUCGGAAGAACUCAUUGCCCACUUGGCAGCGGAUAUUGAAAAGGUGGCCAUCAGCACUGUCAGCCGGUCCGGUUCAUUCCACGUGGCCCUCUCAGGGGGAUCUAGUCCUCUUGCUCUCUUCAAACAAUUGGUGUUACAUCAUUAUGGAUUCCCCUGGCGCCACACUCACCUCUGGCUGGUGGACGAGCGUUGCGUCCCGCUCGAUGACCCGGAAUCCAAUUUUGGCCAUUUAUACGAGCAUCUCAUCCGCCAUGUCCGGGUGCCCUAUUUCAACGUCCAUCCAAUGCCAGUGCACCUCAACCGGAGGCUCUGUGUUGAGGAGGAUAAAGGUCCGGAGUUGUAUGCCAACGAGAUCGGCGCCCUGGUUGCCAAUGCCAGCUUCGACUUGGUGCUCCUGGGAUUGGGAGCUGAUGGACACACGGCUUCCCUUUUCCCACAUUCUUCGGUUGGCUUGGAAGGAAACCAGGAGGUGAUCUUCACCGAGAGUCCUGUAAAGCCCCACCAGCGCAUGACCUUCGCCCUGCCGUUCAUCAACAAGGCCAGACGGGUGUGGGUGCUGGUCAUGGGCAAAGGCAAGCACGACAUUGUGACGGUGGUCAGCAGGGCUGGGAACGAGCCCAAGAAGUGGCCCAUUUCUGGGGUGAACCCCACCUCUGGGCAGAUAGCCUGGUACGUGGACUAUGAAGCUUUGCUUGGAUGAUUGUGUGACUUCCACCUCUUCCUUGUCCGUCCAGAAUCUCUGUCUGACCAAGAGUGCAUCUACACUGUAGAAUUAAUGCCAUUUGACGCCACUUUAGCUGCUAUGGAAUUGUGGGAGUUUUAACCUUGUUGGUGACCACCAAACUACAACUCCAUUGAGUCUUGGUAGAUACAAUGGUGUCAACCUGUGUUAAUUCUACAGAAUAGACGCACUGAGAUAUAUAUAUUUUCCCAGCCAGGUGGUUUGAAGAUUUAUUUCAGGAGUGGCAUUCACUCAUCCCGUUGUAUGUUGGCUGUACUGCAAACCCAGCAUUCCUCACCAUUAGCAAUACCAGUAAGGGCUGAUGGGAGUUACGGGUCCCUUGAUUCCUGUCUCUGCUAUACCAGCUGUUAACUGACAGAAAUGUUUGCUGUUCCUGAUUUUUCUUAACGUAAAGGUACAUCAAAGCAACGAAGAAAUGUACUGUGAAUUUUCCGGGCUGUAUGACCAUGUUCCAGAAGCAUUUUCUCCUGACGUUUCACCCACAUCUAUGUAGAUGUGGAUGAAACGUCAGGAGAGAAUGCUUCUGGAGCAUGGCAUACAGCCCGGAAAACUCAUGGCCAUGAAAGCCUUUGACAACACAAAGAAAUGUACAAAUGGGAGAGCUGAAGGUUGUAGCCCCUUGUUAUUUUUUUCUAACAGGUAUACUGCUUUUGGAUAUGGAGGUUCCAUUUAGCAAUCAAGCAGGUCUUUAAUUAACCUAUGCUUCCCACUAAUCCAAUGGAGAACUUGUGGCCUUUCACCUGUUGUUAGACUGCCAUUCCCAUCAUCCACCAUCACCAGAAUAGCUGGAUGUUGCAGUAUGGAAAAAUUUAGAGGGCUGCAUUUUGUCUAUCCAGAUUCUAAUCAAAGACACAUCAAAACAAUAACCUCCUUUUCAAAUCACUUCACCAUUGCGUGCCUCAGUUUCCCCUCUGUUUACAGACAGGAAACAAGAUUAUAAAACAACCUACCUCAUGGGAAAUCCCUACAUCUGGGGUCUGAAGUCUUGAAUUAUGAUUCCCAUGAUCCCCUACCAUCAGUUGUGUUGACUGGGCAGUAAAACCCAGAACACCUGAGAAGUCAAGGAUUCACACAUAUCUGAUUUGACUUUUUAAAAAUAGAUCUUUGGAGAAAUGUUUUCCAAAUCUGUAGAUUAAUCUCAUGCUAACUGCGAAUGUGUAUCAUUCAGGGAUACUAGACCUGGCAGAUGUUCUUAGGGCCCUUCCACACAGCCAUAUAACCUAGAAUAUCAAGAUAGGACAUCUCACAAUUUCUGCUUUGAUCUGGGUUACCUGAGUCCACACUGCCAUAUAUUCCAGUUCAAAGCAGAUAAUGUGGCAUUUUAUUCAGCUGUAUGGAAGGGGCUUUAGCCUCCAAGUCUCAUCAGUCGUAGCCAGUGGUCAGGGAUCAUGGAAGCUGCAUCCCAAAAACAUUGAAGGGACCACAGGUCACCUAUGUUGUGCUUGAAUCUGUUACAGACACAUACAUACAUUCUGCACUGAGAAAUAAAUCAGCAAAUAGCCAUACGUUUUAGAAAAGUUCCUUUCUGGGCCACAGUUCCCAGUGUCUCCUAGCCAGCAAGACCAUUAGCUUUGGGUUGCUGUGAGUUUUCUGGGCUGUAUGGCCAUGUUCCAGAAGCAUUCUCUCCUGACGUUCCACCCAUAUCUAUGGCAGCCAUCCUCAGAGGUUGUGAAAUUUGUUGGAAACUAGGCAAUUGUUUAUAUAUUUUUUGGAAUGAUGUCCAGGGCGGGAGAAAGAACUCUUGUCUGUUGGAAGCAAGAGUGAAUGUUGCCAUUGGCCGCCUUGAUUAGCACUGAAUGCCCUUGCAGCUUCAAAGCCUGGCUGCUUCCUGCCUGGGAAAACCUUUGUUGGGAGGUUUUAGCUGGCCCUGAUUGUUUCCUGUCUGAAAUUCCCGUUUUCUGAGUUCUUAUAAUCAUAGAGUCAUAGAAUCAUAGAAUAGUAGAGUUGGAAGAGACCUCAUGGGCCAUCUAGUCCAACCCCCUGCCAAGAAGCAGGAAAUCGCAUUCAAAGCACCCCCGACAGAUGGCCAUCCAGCCUCUGUUUAAAAGCUUCCAAAGAAGGAGCCUCCACCACAGUCUGGGGGAGAGAGAGUGAAGUGAUGUUCUUGGCAGGAAGCAGCCAAGCUUUGAAGCUGCAAGGCUAUUCAGUGCUAAUUAAAGUGGCCGAUGGCAACAUUCACACUUGCCUCAAACAGACAAAGAGUUUUUUCUCCCACCCUGGACAUCAUUCCACAGAUAUAUUAACCCCACUUGCCUAGCUUCCAACAGACCUCGCAACCUCUGAGGAUGCCUGCCAUAGAUGUGGGCAAAACAUCAGGAGCGAGUGCUUCUGGAACAUAGCCAUACAGCCUGGAAAACUCACAGCAAACCAGCGAUUCCGGCCAUGAAAGCCUUAGAGAACACACCUAUCUUGUGUUUGCAUCUGUUACAAGCACAUACAUACAUCUGCACUGGGAAAUAAAUCAGCAAAUAGCUAUACAUUUUACAAAAGUUCCUUUCUGGCCCACAGUUGCCAUCAUUUCCUAGCCAGCAAGACCACUAGCUUUCUUUAUUCCAAUGUACACGAUGCAAAUUGAGACAGGUUAUUCCCUUAUUUUGCACAAGCCUGUCAUGAAAUUCACUGGGUAACCUUAGGCAAGUCACACGCUCUCAGCCCAGAGGAAAGCAAACAUCUCUCUUGAACAAAUGUUACCACAAAAUUCCUGUACUAGGUUGGAAACUGCACAACACAACAAAGCGAAAGAAACUGCGAUGCAAGAUUCUGCCACUAGAGGGUACUAUUGCACAGAAUUUGGCCAGCUUUGGUACCCUGUUUUAUGUUUUAUUUACAGAAUGCUGCUUUUGGUACAUAUCUGUCAAAAUAUGCCCUCUAUGACUUUUCUAGAUCCUCCAGGUAUUUCCAUAGUAUGCUGAGUUACUAUAGAUUUGCACUGACAAAUUCUUGGAGAGGAGACCUUUCGUGGAAUUUUUCUAGGUCCUCCAGAACAACUUGUGAUCCACAUUUUCUUGUUUCCAAUAUAAUAGGAGGGGCACUUUCAAUUCCCCCCUUUUUAACAUAAUUCUUACAGAAAUCACUGCCAGAAUCCAAAACAUGUGCCUUAGAUCAAUAUUGCAGCUGCUCCCCUUAUUUUCCUUCGGCUGGUGUUCCAACUUCUACUACUGGUGUUUUAAAAGAAAAGGGAAAACCUAGGUUGUUGCAUUGAUUCAGGUUGGAUUGGGUUGAUGUGUGUUUGGAUAGCAUCUUGUUUCCUUUUUAGUGAACACACUGGAAAUAAAUGGUUAUUAAUAUUUUUUAUAAAUGUACAUUUUUUUAAAAAAAUAAAAGAUUUUUCACAUUUGCAUUCUAAGAUAAA
Anolis carolinensis (green anole) is the source of this 7274-nucleotide messenger RNA. RefSeq names its product hexose-6-phosphate dehydrogenase/glucose 1-dehydrogenase (gene h6pd). The coding region runs from base 1502 to 3880 and encodes 792 amino acids. Gene Ontology annotation, cellular component: endoplasmic reticulum. NCBI's taxonomy places the organism in Eukaryota, Metazoa, Chordata, Lepidosauria, Squamata, Anolidae. Gene Ontology annotation, biological process: pentose-phosphate shunt, oxidative branch; pentose-phosphate shunt; glucose metabolic process. The record is from RefSeq and is a predicted model, not a curated record. The transcript is spliced from 5 exons. Gene Ontology annotation, molecular function: NADP binding; 6-phosphogluconolactonase activity; glucose-6-phosphate dehydrogenase activity.